Molecule: messenger RNA, 573 nt
Organism: Rhizophagus irregularis DAOM 181602=DAOM 197198
Lineage: Eukaryota; Fungi; Glomeromycota; Glomeromycetes; Glomerales; Glomeraceae
Source: RefSeq, a predicted model, not a curated record
AUGAAGACGGUUAUAAAGAAUGGUUUAGAGAGAGGCAUGGUAUGGUCAUUUCGCCGGUUUAAGGAACCAAUUAGGAGUAAACAGGAGGAGAAAAGUAAGACAGAGUCGGAACAAGAAUCUUUGGACACGCCAUAUCAAGAAAAUGAUUUGGAAACGCUACCUCAAAAAAAUUUUUUGGAAUUGGGCGGUAUUAGUAAGUAUCAAAUGACGAAAAAAAAAUUAGGUUCAUCUAAUGAUGUGGAACAGCUAACGUCAGUGUCUGAAGAAAAAGUAGUAGAUACGAUUAAUCAGUUUAGGAAAAGAUUAGAGGUUAAUGAAGAAAAGACGGUAACGGGAAGUCAAUUGAAGAAAGAUAACGCAACAACAGACGAAGUGAUUAAAAGUAGUCCAAAAGUCAAGAUGUUGGAAGCUAUUUUUACGUCGGCAGGAGAAGAAAUGGAAUGGGAAAAGAUUGAAGAGAAAAUUCUUAGGGAAUAUAUGACGCUUAACAAUGAAUUCGAAAAAAGAGUAAAAGAAGAGAACGGAGAAAGGGAUGUUACUAAUAUUAAUGAAAAAAGAGCUACGGAUGCGUAA